AUGGGCAGUUCUAGACUUCAUCACUCACCCAGCCGAGAUCUCGGCGCUGCGUCUUGGACCCUGAGGCACGUGGCAACUGCCAGCAAUAGCAGACCCAAACAAGUAUCAAAGACUUAUGUGGUUGCGUUCCGGGCUCCUUUUAUUUAUCCACAAUCUCAUCAUGCAUGCCGGGUCUGCAUCUGCGGGCAUCUGCAGAUCUAA
Molecule: messenger RNA, 201 nt
Organism: Ramularia collo-cygni
Lineage: Eukaryota; Fungi; Ascomycota; Dothideomycetes; Mycosphaerellales; Mycosphaerellaceae
Exons: 2
Coding region: 1-201 (66 amino acids)
Source: RefSeq, a predicted model, not a curated record